AUGACAAAACGAAUUGCUUCUGGUAUCGGUGCUAUUAAGCGGUUAAGGUAAUUUGUUUCAUUGGAAACAUUGCAUGUUAUUUACCAAGCUCUAAUACAACCACAUUUUGAAUGUAAUGUCGUGUGAGGAGAUUGUGGGAAAACUUUAUCUAACAAACUUCAAAAACUUCCAAACCGUGUGUUAUAUGUUAAGUAUAAGGCCGUAACCGUUGCAUGCAAAGAACGAAACCCCGACUGGUAUUUGGAUAGCAAAUCAUGUUCUAACAUCUAUGCAGUAAUAAAUUUACGUGGUGUUUCCACAAAAAAAACAAUUAUUGUGCUACAUUUGUUUAUAUUACGAUCGGACUGUUAUCGGAACAAAUCACCUUUUGGUGUAUGGGAUUUAAGGUAAAAGACAACAACAGUGGUUUUGAAUACGGACUCGAUAUAGAGUAAAAGAUAGUUUGUAAACGGGUUGUUUUAAGUAAAUAAAGUAUCCAAGAGUUCAGUACAACAAUGGCGACGAGUUCUCAGUGACAGCGGCUACGGCUACAAAAGGACCCAAGCUAAAAGUUUUACCCUUCGAUCCUCACGGAGAUCGGUUAGACCUGGGGAAACGAUGGGAAAAGUGGUUCGAACGAUUUGAGAGAGACCUCAAGUAUAACGGAUGUGACCCUAGUAAAACACCAGAAAUAGCCAAAAUGGCGCUGUUAAUAUACGCAGGCACCGAGGUGGAAGACCUGCACGACACUCUGCCAGAACCAAGCAGACCAGAAGGCACAGAGGAAGAAAACUGGACCGCGUAUGAGCAAUCUAAAACCAAAUUGAAAAUACAUUUUUCACCAAAACAGUGCAACGACUUUGCUAUCUUUGAAUUACUCCGAAUGAAAAUCGAAUAG
Paramuricea clavata is the source of this 877-nucleotide messenger RNA. Lineage: Eukaryota; Metazoa; Cnidaria; Anthozoa; Malacalcyonacea; Plexauridae. The record is from the annotation of a GenBank genome assembly.